Messenger RNA from Penicillium lagena, 3114 nucleotides. It is a transcript of the gene hir1, whose product is annotated as putative histone transcription regulator Hir1. Gene Ontology annotation, molecular function: protein binding; nucleosome binding. Gene Ontology annotation, biological process: chromatin remodeling; regulation of DNA-templated transcription; DNA-templated transcription. NCBI's taxonomy places the organism in Eukaryota, Fungi, Ascomycota, Eurotiomycetes, Eurotiales, Aspergillaceae. The coding region runs from base 1 to 3114 and encodes 1037 amino acids. The transcript has 4 exons. Gene Ontology annotation, cellular component: nucleus; HIR complex. The record is from RefSeq and is a predicted model, not a curated record.
AUGCAUAUCAUCAAGCCAGUUUGGCUUACACACGGAGAUGGCUACGUACGCAUCUGGUCCACCGAGGCCAUCUACAAUACGGGCAAUGCGGACUUCGCCAGCAAGCCGAAGCAACUUGCGUCUAUGAGCAACCAUUCCGGCACCAUUCACACAGUGCGCUUCUCGCCAAAUGGGAAAUAUCUCGCAUCCGGAGCGGAUGAUAAGAUUGUUUUAAGUACAGUGCGGAUGAACCAAGCCCUAGCGCUGAUAGUAUAUGCAGGCUCGGAUGAAGCACCCCCGGUCGAGAACUGGCGCACGAUUAGACGAUUGAUUGGCCACGACAACGACGUUCAGGAUCUGGGAUGGUCGUACGAUUCCUCAAUUCUGGUGUCCGUUGGACUCGACUCAAAGGUGGUGGUGUGGUCCGGACAUACAUUUGAGAAGCUCAAGACGAUAUCAGUCCACCAGAGCCAUGUCAAGGGUAUCACCUUUGAUCCUGCAAAUAAGUACUUUGCUACGGCAAGCGACGACCGUACAGUCCGCAUCUUUCGAUUCACCUCGCCUGCGCCAAACUCGACCGCGCACGACCAGAUGAAUAACUUUGUUCUGGAGCAUACCAUUUCCACUCCGUUCUCCAAUUCUCCUCUCACUGCCUACUUUCGUCGAUGCUCGUGGUCGCCUGAUGGGAUGCACAUCGCUGCCGCGAACGCAGUCAACGGGCCUGUCAGCUCGGUCGCCAUUAUCAAUCGCGGUUCUUGGGAUGGCGAUAUCAACCUCAUCGGCCAUGAAGCGCCGGUUGAAGUCUGCUCGUUCUCUCCGCGGCUUUAUCUCACUGAGCCACCCAAGAAAAGCCAGGUCGACAGUCAAGGUCAUUCGACACAGCCUCAUAUCACAGUCAUUGCAUGUGCCGGUGGGGACAAGUCGUUGAGUAUUUGGAUUACAAGCAAUGCUCGACCGAUGGUGGUGGCACAGGAACUGGCCGCCAAGGCCCUCUCUGAUCUGGCCUGGAGCCCCGAUGGGUCAUGUCUCUUCGCCACUGCCCUGGACGGCACGAUUUUGGCCGUCCGCUUCGAAGACGGCGAGUUGGGAUAUGCCACAGAGUUUGAAGCAAAUGAAAGGUCCCUGUCCAAGUUUGGAACAAACCGGAAAGGAGCUGGUAUCACGGAGACGACAGAUGGGUUACUCCUAGAAGAGAAGAGCAAGGCUGGCGAGAUCAAGGACGUGGAGGGACGAAUGGGAGCGCUGAUGGGUGACGGCCCUGCCGCGGCAAAACCCAAGGUCAAUGGAGGAGUGUCGAACAGCGGGACUCCUGCCCGAGGACCCUCGCCUGCACCCGACACUGCGAAGACGCAGCCGAACGGUGCAGCAUCGACUCCUGGCACUGAAUCUGAGAAACAGAAACCCGAUCCCCACCAGGCCAAGCUGGAGAAGCUCAAACAGCGUCCAACAUUCACCAAAGAAGGCAAGAAGCGCAUUGCACCCCUGUUGGUCUCAAGCUCGGGGGCUGGUGAGUCAUCACUGCCUCAGGCUCGUCUGAUGGCUUCGGUUGCCAGUCAAGUCAAAGCCGACGCUCCGACAUCUCUCGUCGAUCUUUCAAAGCCCUUUGAUGGACUUCCCAAAGGUGGUUUGACUGCAUUGCUUCUUGGAAACAAGCGCAAGCUGGCUCAAAUUGAAGGCGAAGAAGGAGAAAAUCAAGUAGAGAAGCGUAUCGCCCUGACCAGCCAGAACGGUGCCGCUCCGAUCCUUGCUAACACUCCCGAUGGCCUCCUUCCCGCCCAGCCACAACCUGGUGCGACAGGGCAGCAGCCAACUCCGGAAUUUAUACGCCCUGCCGUGACGAAUCCAUGCAUGUCCGUUAGCCAGCUUCGGCUCGCGGUCCCCAAGAUUCGCAGUUUUAUCCUGCGUGCACUUGACGCUAACGGCAAGCCGACUGAACCGCCCGGUCCUGCUGGGGACACGAGUAGCAAGACAAGAGUUGACGUGGUGUUCGAAGCUCGGAAUCCCUCGCCGGCAAGUUUGACUGGCCGAGCAGUGGACCGAGAGCCGGUGCGUCUUACCCUUUCUCGUGGGGAGCAGCCACUGUGGCAGGACUUCCUGCCCAGAACCGUGCUUCUUGUGACCGGGAAUCAAACAUUUUGGGCAGCUGCAUGCGAGGACGGAUCAAUUUAUCUCUGGACCCCCGCUGGCCGUCGCCUGGUGAGUGCCUUGGUCUUGGAAGCACAGCCUGUAAUGCUGGAAAGCAACGGUCCAUGGAUUCUGUGCAUCUCCGCAGUGGGAAUGUGCUAUGUCUGGAACGUGAAACACCUAUCAUCCCCACACCCGCCAGUGUCCCUGCAGCCCGUCUUGGACGCUGCCAUACACACACUCGGCGCGCACCCCACCGCCGCGCCGGCUGUGACCGAUGCGCGCAUCAACUCCGAGGGCCGCAUUGUCGUAUCUUUGUCGAACGGCGAGGGCUACUCCUACUCCCCAUCCAUGUACUCGUGGCAGCGAAUCUCCGAAACCUGGUGGGCCGCCGGCAGCCAGUACUGGAACACAACAGACACGCCGGUCAGCAACCUGAAGUCCACGGACGCGUCGCAAGAUACCAAAGACGCCAAGGCGGCCGUCUCGGCUGGCAUCAUCCCCUUUCUGGAGCGCAAUACCACGAAUGAGACCCUGCUCCGCGGCCGGGCAUACUUCCUCCAGCGACUCAUUAAGGUCUUGCUCUCGCGCGAAGGCUACGAGACCUUCGAAUCGAGUGUCUCCAUUGCACAUCUUGAGAACCGCCUCGCUGCCGCCCUCUCUCUGGGCGCUAAGGAGGAGUUCCGGCUAUACCUAUCGAUGUAUGCGAAACGUAUUGGGGCCGAGGGGCUGAAGAUGAAGGUAGAGGAGCUCUUAAAGGGUCUGAUGGGUGGUCUGUUCGAGGACGAAGAUCCCAACGCCGUUGUCUCCAAGCUGCAAGCCAAUGAGCGCGAGGGCCGCAGUUGGCGCGAGGGAUCGGAGGACUUGUGCGGCUGGCCGAGAGAGGUGUUGUUGAAGGAAGUCAUCCUUGCACUUGGAAAACACCGCGACCUCCAGCGUGUGACUGUCCCUUACGCUAAGCUACUAGACCUAGUCGACAGCACGGAGCAGGGCGAUGCCAUGGACCUUUAA